GCCUCUGACUCAGUCCUCAUGUCAGAACCAAUCAAUGUUGAGUUCCUGUAGAGUCUUUGCCAAGUAAAAGCGCCCAAGAAUGUCACCAUUGAUUUGUGACAAUUUUUCUGGUCUUGUUUUCAAGGGAAAAAAAUGAUAAUAAUGAGGCCCAGACACAGAGCGUAUGAAACAUGGAAACAAAUUAAACCUAUUUUGUAACCCUUAAUAUAGACAAUUGUGUAUGGUAUGCUCAUUGUGAUUUGUGGUUGAUAGGUUGUUAGCCAGUGAGUGCGCAGUUUCGCAGUUGUUUGUUGUCACAUCUUUUUUUAUUUAAACCAACAUGGUAAUUGUGGAAAUAUGGGGCUAAAUUUGGGGCUUGAGAACGGGACAUCAAAAACCUGUGGGUGAUAGAUGUAGCUACGCCAGUCUUUUACAUCAUAUAUGGGACUGGGCCUUGGUGACCUCAUAGCUGGUUAUGGCCAUAGAUGGAGGAAAUACAUCUUUAGAACAUCAGAAAUCAAUAAUUUGCAAUUCAGGUAAUGGGAAAUUUUUAUAUUAUUUUUCUUUUUCAAAACUUUGGGCUAAUCAUGAAAUGAUUUAAAGUUAGCCAACAUCUAAAGUGUGAAUAACUGUAUAAAAAAUAAUAGGUAUAACUUUUAUGUUAGUCGGUGGUCAUUUUGUCAGCGUCACUGUCAAUGAAUAUCACCCUCCCAACAUCCACCCAAUCAAAAAAAGCAGAUCACUCACAUGGGGGGAGACCAAAGUCAUUCACUUCCUGUGUGGAAACCAUUCUACUACAAGUACUUGGGCAAGGCUGAAUGUUUUGUAUAUACACUAUAGCUGGUCUACAGCAUAAUUACAAUGAUUAUUAUAUAUAUAGUUUAGUUGUUUUUGUGGCCUUAAAGGUGUUAAAGGUCUGAUUUAGAGAUAAGGACCAAACAGCAGAUGACUUUCAAUACUGUCGGGAUGGAAACGGUUUCAAGAUAUUUGGACAUCAACCGGACCUUCACCCUAAUAUGCUGCUUCUCCUCCAUUUUCUUGCAAGCAGAAGGGAGCACCACUUCCUGGAUGGUCGGGAGCACAGUGACCCUGCACUGUAGCAAUAACUCAAUCAGCGACCUCCUUCAACUGACAUGGAGAAGGAAUGGGACUCUUCUGUUUAGUUUCAGGCCACAGAAAACCUCAAACAACAGCUCUGUCACCUUAAGCAGUAAUCAGAAAACAUCAGACAGCAGAAUAAUAGGGUCUCAUGCAGCUGCCAUCCUGAAUCUAAGCAUAUCCACCUUAAAAAGCCAACUGUAUGCACUAAUCAUAGAGGGAGCCCAGAAAUAUCACGAAGGAAACUACAUUUGUGAAAUGACCACAGACUCAGGAGUCUUUGAACAGAAAUGGGAGCUCAUGAUUACAGAAGAAGCUGAAGCUGGAAAUAAAUUGAAAAUCCAUAUUGCUGCAAUCAUGGUACCUUGUGUGUGUUUCCUGAUCUUUAUCAUUUGUGCUUUGACCUUUCUGAGACAAAUCUGCAAAAGACAGUCAGAAAAUAUCACCCAACUGACUGUGACAUUGCCAGAACAUCUUUAUGAAAAUCCCCUUGAACUUGAAGCUCGCCAACGACGUUUCCAAAACCAGGUUCUCUCUUACACAAAGAGGACUGAGCAAUAAGAAUCACACAUAGUACAAAAGAAUAGAAAUGCACUGCAAUGAAGAGCACAUUAUGUACUGAAAUCCAUUAAAUUUGUUUUUCUUGCUAACUGGACACUUGCCAUAAUGUGACCUCAUCGGUUUGUAAUCAUAAAUAAGUUUCGUCUGUUUACAAAUCUCUGUAAGUAAACUGGAGCAGGAACCUGAAUUUUCUCUACUAAAUGCACAGUUAUUUACUCACUGG
This is a messenger RNA of Oreochromis niloticus (Nile tilapia), 1861 nucleotides long. RefSeq lists its product as uncharacterized. Lineage: Eukaryota; Metazoa; Chordata; Actinopteri; Cichliformes; Cichlidae. The record is from RefSeq and is a predicted model, not a curated record. The coding region runs from base 925 to 1638 and encodes 237 amino acids. The transcript has 6 exons.